AUGGAGAAGGACAUCAGCCGGGCCAAUCUUAUACGUCAUGCGAUACACUACGAUCCAAAAGUCCACCAAGGCAAUGAUGCCAACUCACAGUCGACGGCCGACUCGCUGCCAGACCACGUUGACGGAGUGCGUGCUGGACUGUUGUUUAUGCAGAAGAUCAUACCGAAGGACUGGGAUGUGACUCUACGAAAAGAGCUGGCCCAACAUGGGACUGUGGAUAUCGGCCCAGAGUGGUGUCUUCACCCUCCGGACUCUGCCAAGCAUCAUGGACGCUGGCGACAGCAAUCUUUGCACGACAACCUUAGUUUCUGUGAAAGUGUCGUAGGAGAUGCGGACCGGAUACAGGAUGAUUCGGAAGAUGAAUGGACUUUAUUCUGGAGGACGAAGAUUUUCAGAUUGUUCAAUGAUGAGAGGCAUGAGGAUUCGGGUCUCGACUCUAGUGUAGAUGCAUGGUUGCUUUACGAGAACGUCCAAUGGAAUGAAUUCGACAGUUUUGCAAAACCCUGUCCUGGGUUAGUACCCCGCACGCAUCCUAAGCCAGAUUUGACGUACGCAUUUCCGAUUCAGAUCUCAUCACCGGACAGCCUCCAAGGUUUUGCAAAAGAUGAGCUCACCCAAACACUCUCCGUUCAAUCACUCGGAAAACUCGUGGAGCAAGGUGUGGCUUGCGCGCCAACAACUGCCCUCAGAAACAGAUCAACCCUCCCUGAUAAAUCGGGAUGGAGCAGUUCUGACCGAUCCUGCUUUCCUUGGGCCGUUGUUGAGAUAAAGAAGGACGUUACAUCACCUCGCGACGUUGCCGUGGAAAGAUGUUAUUGUCAAGCAGCCAAUGCUGCAGCUGCCGCACUUGAUAUACAAUCACAACUCUUCGGGAAAGUCAACAAUACCUUACCACUGCAAUCGCCUCCUGUCGUUGCUUUCACGUGUGUUGGACCUGUAGUCAAGGUUUGGCUUGCAUACAACGACAAAACAAUAUUUGGCCAUCCAGUACAGCGCAUGAGAUGUAUCUGGUCGACUUCAAUACGACUCACAUGGGGAGUGGUAUCACUGCGUGCCAUCGUCAAGAACAUGCACACGUGGUCUUCACGCCUUCUCAAGCCAAAGCUGCAAGUCGCCAUCUUGCAAGCCUCGAAAUGUUUACCCACCAUAAAUCCGUCUGGCUUCCACGACCCUCCGAGUUGGUGCCUACCUAUGCCUGCUGUGGACUGCUCGGAAGCCGUCUCUACAAACAGCUCGUCUAGAGAAAAUCUUAGCAUUGCCCAGAUAUUCGGCAAAUCGAUAACACCCGAGAAGCACAAUACGCCUUUACGGCAUCCGCGUAUCGAUACUCCAACGCCCUCGAAGGGCACCGACCAGAUACCUCCACUUCGCAACCAUCAAACCAAAGAAGCCUUGGGUUCCCGAAAAGAUUCUAUCUUUCCUACCUACGGAAUGUUUGGACAACUCAUCAGUACGGGGACCGAUGUCUUCAGUAGACCGGGUAUCGGAAGUAGCAUCGGCACUGCAACAGGUGUUGGCCUUCGAAACCAAAGCAAGACCGAGGGCCUCGGCCUUUUCGGUGGUGGCACAAGCACAAGUGCUGCGCGAGGAUCUGUACAGGAUGCGAGUACAUCUCACACAAGUAUUGGCCACGCCAGGGUCAGCGUUCUUGGGGCAUCACAAAAAGCGGCUAGUCCUUCCAGGAACGCCGGCAAUGGCGAAAAAGGCUCGACUUCUGGCUCUCCAACCAAACUAGCGAUUACUUUCCCAGGUAUCAAUGACCCUAGCGGCAAAAGCUCACCUUGCCGGUCAUCGCCGAAACCAGGGUUCAGUCCAUCUCGCAGGCCAAUGUUCGGACCGUCUUGGAAGCCAGAAUUCGGCAACAAGAACAACGUUGACAAAACAUUGGUUUCCGGGUCAUCAUCAAAACACGCGUUCAGUCCGUCGGGUAAUCCGGGGUUCGAAGUUAACGACAACAUUGGCAAGUCUUCGACUUUCGGCCUAUCACCUCAGCCAGCCUCCGCAUGCCUGCCUGAUCCACUACCUUGGUUAUCAAACAAAAACAGCCAUGAAUGCGCUGGCAAGAGCACCGAUAACCACGGAUAUGGACUGUUUGGGGGGUGCAGCUCAUCAGAAUCAAGGGCGCUGGGCGAUGUUAGCGAGGGCACAUCUUCAGCUUCAGUCAAAGGAACAGACAUGUUUGAUAUAACGACUGCCUUUGAAUCUACCAGUCUCGAAGACGUUUUCCAUUACGAGUCUAAUCUUGGUGUUGGUACUACAGGUACGCCAUUCUCAGCCCAUCGAGAGCGAGAAAGAUGUGAAACCCAGGUCCAGGAGUACCAAACCAUCACCUUCCAGCCGCCUUACGAGAACUAUUCGCUCGAGGAGCUAAGGAUGGCCGAUUACGAUCGAGGAAGACGAUAUCCUCUACCCGGUUAUGGAUUCUAUCGGUCUAUAAGCGAGUCCGUAACGCAAGAUGAUCACAGUGACGAGGACGCAGAAAACGACUCAGACGAGGACUUUGAUCAAGACGCUAGUGACGACUCCAGCGAUGAAUCCAGCGACGACACUAACGAGGACUCGACUGAGAAUCUCACUGAGAGCCCUAUUGCGAGCUCUACCGAUGACUCAAAUGCCGACUACAGCUCAGACAGCUCAAGCGGAAGGAGCACUCACGGUGCGCUCGCGAUACAUGGACUACGACUGGUCAGUUUGAAGAAAGUCAAAAGGAUGAUCAGCGACCUCGAGAAACGGCAGCAGCGGCGCGUACUGAGGACGUGUAAGGUGUUCAUUAAUUCAGACGGCACGAUGAGUAUACCACUUCGCGUUGUGGUAGAGGAAAUCAACAAGUUCUUGGAACCGGCAGAUCGUAUCACGUGA
Alternaria rosae is the source of this 2859-nucleotide messenger RNA. RefSeq lists its product as uncharacterized. Lineage: Eukaryota; Fungi; Ascomycota; Dothideomycetes; Pleosporales; Pleosporaceae. Bases 1 to 2859 code for a protein of 952 amino acids. The record is from RefSeq and is a predicted model, not a curated record. The transcript has 4 exons.